UUGAAUUCAAAGGCAACGUAUCAUCAUGCGAGCAGUGCAUUUGCUGCUAUUCUUCUCCUUUAUUGGAGCCGCAUUUGCGUUUGGAGACGAGGCCAUUUUUGAGGAUGAAGACAUUUACAAUCAGGCGCUGCCUCCGGUCGCGCACACAGGCAUUACAGCGCCCGGCACCAAGUGGUGUGGACCGGGAAAUACGGCGGCCAACUACGAUGAUCUGGGACGGGAGCGUGAAACGGAUAAAUGUUGUCGUGCUCAUGAUCACUGCGAGGAGAUUAUCGAAUCGCACAGCUCGCUUCAUGGCCUACCCAACAACACCGACUGGUUUCCCAUACUAAAGUGCAGCUGCGAACAGCAGUUCAUUAACUGCCUGCAGGCCGUAAACAGCAUGACAUCGAACACCUUGGGUCGCAUCUACUAUACCACGCGGAGCAGGUGUUUCGCCCAAGGCUACCCCACCACCGGAUGCAAGGAGUACCAGCUGGGCACAAUACGCAGGCGAUGCAUUCGGUACACUGUGAACAAGAGAGCGGCCAAGCUGUGGCAAUUCUAUGACAUGCCAUUCUAUUCGAUUGCGGCAACAAAGAAAUCUUGACCCUGAGAGCUUUAAUCG
This is a messenger RNA of Drosophila novamexicana, 607 nucleotides long. RefSeq names its product phospholipase A2 (gene sPLA2). The record is from RefSeq and is a predicted model, not a curated record. Gene Ontology annotation, biological process: phospholipid metabolic process; arachidonate secretion. NCBI's taxonomy places the organism in Eukaryota, Metazoa, Arthropoda, Insecta, Diptera, Drosophilidae. The transcript has 2 exons. The coding region runs from base 26 to 589 and encodes 187 amino acids.